UUGAAAAGAUAUUCUUGAUAUGGCUUCAAGUAAUGAAAAGAAGCAUUGUGUCCUUGAACAUUACUUUCGUGUAGUGAAGCUUAAUGUUGAUAAGGCCAAGAUUCAGCUUGAUCAACUCCUGGAAACAGGUGUCGGAAAAGCAAUGCCUUUAAAAUUUUUACCACCAAAGGAAUGUACUAAACAUUAUUCACAAGUUGAAAUGUUUCUUGUAGAAUUUUUAUCAAUGAUAAAAUCUCUGAAUGAGCAGUUGGAAGGUUUCAUGAAAAGGUACCCUUCAGAAACAGCCCUGCUGCUUCAUGAAUUAGAAAGUGAGAAACUGUUGCAUCCCUGUAACUUAACUGGGGUUGAAGAACCAAGUUCAUUUUAUCAGACCACACCUGUUCAGUUGAAAAAUUUGCCCUCAACAGUUAGUGAAAGUAAUAUUCUACCAUUGUAUAAUGUAAAUUCUGCAAAGUUUGGGGCUUUCCCUGAAGAACCCAUAGUUACAAGCCUUUAUUUACCUUCUACAAACAACUGUAUUUCAGCUCCUUUAAAUCUAGGUGUCACUCAAAAUGAGUCUGGCUCCAUUGACAACCCUAAUCGUAGUUGCUCUCUUAUAGCGAGCAUUCAUUCUCCAAUACCGUCUGUCAUUCCAAUGAGUAAUUGCACUCCUACGUCUACUUUUGCCGAUCACAUGUCACGUGGCUGUUUAUCUCCCUUAUUGUUUUCCACACAAUUUGAUGACCAUAUUUUAACUGAAGGACCUACUGUUGAAUUAUAUUGUGAAGCCCAUGAUAGCAGGGAUGUGGGUCCUGUGCAUAAAGAAAUUUCUUCUGAUAUUUCGGAGAGAAUGUUUGCUAAUCACAUUAUACAUAGGGAUGUUCAGUCUGUCAUUCAGGAAGACAAGGAAAGUGAGGGCAAAGGCAAUCCUUGUGUAUCUGAAGCAUAUACCUGUGAUGUUUCUCAUUUACUGAAUAAUUUUGAUUUGAAGAAAUUGUCACCAGUAAAAGUUUUAACAGCUGAUGAUGAUAAUUUUGAAGUGCGGUCAUCCAGUGACCAGCUGUUGAUACUUGAUUAUCGUCUUAAUCAAUGUGAGGUAUCACAGAACAAAACAGAAGGUUCCAUAUGUGGAAACAGUGUUGACAAGGGCUGCUUAAAUAUUCAAGAGGAGCAUAACUACAUAAACUCUGAUGAUAAGCAUCAUUCUGAUAAUACGAUGAGUGAUUGUGAAUUCACAAGCGGUAAAAAUGAAGGCUGUGUCACAAGUGUUGAAGAUAAAAAUAAUCAUGGAAAUACUCUGGCUAUGGAAAAAGUGAAUAGUGCUGUAAUUGAGAGUGGGCUUUGUUUUGUAAGUGUUGAGGGCAAGAGUAGUACUGGAAAUAAAAGUGAAUGUAAUCAAGAAAAAGCAGGAGCUGAACAGUGUGGAGAUGAAAUGGAGGAACAAAGUUAUAUUCAUAAGGAACAUAGUUAUUCAUUAACUGAAUGUGAAGAUGGAAAUAAGUAUGCCAAGAAUUUUGGUAGUGAAUCUCAAGCAGUUGAUAGUGAGACUCAGGAGUUAGUUGAAAAGUUAGUGGCUAAUGAGCCUGUGAAUGUGUAUCUUUCUCACUUCAAGCCACCAGAUAGUUUGUGGGUCCAACUAGCCAACUGCAAAAUUUUAGAGCUGCAAGAUAAUCUUUGCAAUAUUCUUGAAAAAGAAGGGAUAACACCACUGGAAGAAAUAAGUGUUGGAACAAUGGUUGCAGCACGAUACAAAGUAGAUGGGGUGUUCUACAGAGGUGUUAUUACAGAGUGUUUGGAUAAAGCUCAGGAAGCAAAGGUUCUGUUCAUAGACUAUGGAAAUUUAGAAAUUGUUGCAAAAGCAGACCUUUGUUGGCUCCCUGAUCGCUUGAAGGAUACUCCGGCCAUGGCCCAUGUAUGCAUUUUAACACAUUUUAAUGACAUCGAGCUUGAAACAGCCAGUGAUGAUCAAGCAGCUGUUCAGACUGAGAUUAAAUCAUGUAUAAUUAAUGCUGACUCUGUGAAAGCCAUAUUUAGAAAGUUGCAGGCAGAUGAAAGAAAAGAUUCAUUGCCGAUCAGCUGUGCAAGGUAUUCUGUUUGUGUGCAAACUGAGAGCAAGGUAUUAGGAGGAAAAAUAGAUGUUACAGAUCAGUCAGGAAAAUCUAAGGAAGUACAGAAAGGGCAGAGCACAUCCAAAAAAAGGAGGACUAAAUUUUCUAAGGUAGAUCUUACAAAAACAGAAAUUGAAAGAAGUGGCGAUAGCAAAAGUGCUGAUGUGCAAUGGACCCCCUUGUCUGAAGAUGGAAUGAAAGAGUCGUACGUUCCAAAGUCUCCCAUGCCUUUGUGGUCAGCUUUAGUGAAGAGGUCCAUCUCAUCUACUGUUUACACUAUAGAUGCAGAUAGACACUUGAGCAAAAGCAGAAAGCAUGGUCAUACAGGUGUCACAGAGCAUGUGAAGGAUUCUAGUACCGAUUAUGAUUCUCAAGCUCUACUGAGUGAAGGAAGUGAUAAUUCUGAAACUCUGAUCCCUGUCUAUGCCCUGCCUUCAGUUCACCUCAGAAAAACCAGUGUCCCAAUUAAUGCAUGCACAUUAGUUCCUGUGGUGCUUUCCCAUGUUGAAAAUCCACAUUUGUUUUAUGUACAAAUACUUGACAGUGAAACAGCUUCGUUAGACAGGUUCCAGAAAUCAAUGUUUGAUUAUUAUAAGGCAAAUUUUGACCUUAUAAAAACAAAGGAGCUGCCUCUUGGAACAUUUUGGGCUGUGCACAGUGAAGAUGAUAGCUGGAAUCGUGCAGUGGUAUUAGCUAAUAAGCUAAGGCCUUCUGGAAAGAAAAUAGGUCCACCAGAAGUUGAAGUACGCUAUGUUGACUUUGGAUAUAAAGCAACUGUUCCUAUCAGCAGAGUUAGGGUUCUCCAGGAAGAUUUUACAGCAAUGCAAAUACUGGCUAUCCCAUGUUCCUUAUCUGAGGUGUACCCUUAUGUUAAGUUUAAAAAUGAUGUAUGGUCAAAGGCAAGCAUUGAAGCAUUUAUUAAUAAAUGUGGAGGAGUUGAGUCCACAUUAUUUGCCAAGUUUUGUUCCUCCAGUUUGGAUGAAACUUACAAAGUUGAAUUGAAGACCCUGGAAGGUGACAGCAUUAACAAAUAUCUUGUGGACUCUGGACAUGCCAAAGCAAGCUCAGCUUCUAGUUUUGAUGGUUUAACUUCAAAACAGGCAGUGGGAAAUGUUUCGAAUAACCUGGCUGAUGAAAUUACUACUACCUGGAAUCCUAUGGUUGCAGAGUUCUUGGCAGAAGAAAACAAUAUUAAUUUAGAUAAUGAGUGUGCCGAAACAGUACUUGCUGGUAUUAAAAAUACAGACGAAAGGAGACUAUGCAAGUUUUUCAGAGAAGGGAGAAAGUGUCCGCGAGGAGAAGCUUGUCAAUGGGAACAUGUAAGAUACAGGGAUGGUGUCACUUCGGAGAGGGAGCCUGUCUUUUAUUUGAGUACAGAUAAUUAUGAAUUACCAAAGGUUGGAGCAGCAUUGGCAGCCAUUGUUACAAAUGUGGUAUCUCCAUCACAAUUUUAUGCCUAUUUUCCUCAUGGAAUGAGAGAUCUUCGUGAACUGCAAGUUGAUGUUGCCAGUGGUGUUGAUCAAGAGACUCUAGAGAGUUUAGGAGAGGCUAUGCAUAAACAUUACAAAUACUCUUUGCCAGAGCUCAGUGCUUGUUUGCCAGCAGUUGGGGAACUUAAAGUUGUACAUUGUACCCGAGAUGGAAAGGAAGAUUUUUAUCGUGUCCGUAUCUUAGAAAUUCAAAGGGAAACUAAUUAUACCGUCUUAAAGGUCUUUUUUAUUGAUUAUGGUGAAUUUUUAUGGGUCAAGGAGCAGCAGAUACGACCUAUGGUGCCGCAGUUUUCACACUUACCACCCCAGGCUGUUGAAUGUUAUUUAGAAGAUCUAAUAAAGCCUGAAAAGGGAUGGGACAACUUUGCAACUUUGCAUCUGAAGUUAAUGACUGAAAAGAUUGAGCUUGUUGCCAUUGUAAAAAGUAUUGACACUUUGAAUCGACUUGGUGUUAACUUGUUCAACACUAGUGGCAAUAUUGACAUCAACAUCAAUGAAGUUCUCAAGGAGAGGGUUGCUGUAUCAAAAUGAUGGAUUGAAAGUGUUUGCCAAAAUGAUGGACUGAAAGUGUUUUUCUUUGGAAUGUCUUUUCAAUAUAUAUAUUUUAUGAUUUUAUGAAUAGUGAAUAUUUUUGUUUACUAAAUUCUUUUGUUGUUUGUCAUCACAUGUCAAAACAUUGGCUUUCAGUUAAGAAAUUUUUUUUGCUAUGGAAGAAUAUAUUCAUGACUCAUUG
Messenger RNA from Macrobrachium nipponense, 4310 nucleotides. RefSeq lists its product as uncharacterized. Bases 20 to 4108 code for a protein of 1362 amino acids. The record is from RefSeq and is a predicted model, not a curated record. The transcript is spliced from 20 exons. Gene Ontology annotation, molecular function: metal ion binding. Lineage: Eukaryota; Metazoa; Arthropoda; Malacostraca; Decapoda; Palaemonidae.